Messenger RNA from Xiphophorus couchianus (Monterrey platyfish), 765 nucleotides. It is a transcript of the gene rbp4l, whose product is annotated as retinol binding protein 4, like. The record is from RefSeq and is a predicted model, not a curated record. The coding region runs from base 110 to 700 and encodes 196 amino acids. NCBI's taxonomy places the organism in Eukaryota, Metazoa, Chordata, Actinopteri, Cyprinodontiformes, Poeciliidae. Gene Ontology annotation, molecular function: retinoid binding; retinol transmembrane transporter activity. The transcript has 5 exons.
CGUAUAUAAAGGCAGACACCAGCCCAGGACCUGAUCUGCUGCAGAGCGAACACAUCCACACCCAGAACUUUGAUUUUUAAUCUCGGCUGCUACUCUUAACCCAAACAGAAUGGGAUCCUUUAAGUUGGCCCUGCUGCUGGUCUUUGUGUCCUGCAUUGAACGCAGUCUGUCUGCCUCCUGCAUUGUAGAUAGUUUCUCAGUCAAAGAAGACUUUGAUCCAAAGAGAUAUGCUGGGAAGUGGUAUGCCCUGCAGAAGAAAGACCCAGAGGGGCUCUUCCUGCAGGACAACAUCUCCGCCGAGUACACCAUUGACGAUGAUGGCUCCAUGACUGCCUCUUCCAGGGGACGGGUCACAUUGUUUGGCUUCUGGGUUGUCUGCGCUGACAUGGCUGCUCAGUACUCUGUACCUGACCCUACCACUCCUGGCAAGAUGUUCAUGAACUACCAGGGCCUGGCCAGCUACCUCUCAAGCGGAGGCGACAACUACUGGGUCAUCGACACUGACUAUGACAAUUAUGCCAUCACCUAUGCUUGCCGCUCCCUGAAAGACGAUGGCAGCUGCGAGGACGGCUAUUCCCUUGUGUUCUCCAGGAACCCCCGUGGCCUGCCUCCAGCGAUUCAGCGCGUCGUCCGUCAGAAACAGGAGGAAAUCUGCAUGGCCGGACAGUUCCAGCCCGUUCUGCAGUCUGGGGCCUGCUGAGCAAAAUCCAAGAAAGAGAAAUGGGGAUGAGAAGCAAGUGCCAGUCAGAUGCUGUCUUUGUGGAU